AUGGCUUCAGAACAGGAGCUCUCGACCUCUUUCAUUCCAGCUCUGUAUAAACCAGCUGCUUUACUGCCUAUCGCACGUCACAAGAAGAACCUGCUCUAUCUGGUUGAAAAGUACCCCGUCACUAUCGUGGUGGGCCAAACAGGUAGUGGGAAAACAACCCAGCUUCCGCAGUACCUAGACCAAGCAGGAUGGUGCGAGGAUGGGAAGAUCAUUGCUGUUACACAGCCCCGGCGGGUGGCUGCUACAACGGUUGCAACGCGAGUAGCCGAAGAGAUGCGAUGCAAAGUCGGCGAAGAGGUGGGCUACUCUAUUCGAUUUGAAGAUUUGACAUCUCCUGCCACAAGGAUCAAAUUCUUGACAGAUGGCAUGCUGCUCAGAGAAGCCCUGGUUGAUCCUCUACUUUCGCGGUAUUCAGUGAUCAUGGUUGAUGAGGCACAUGAGAGAUCUCUCAGUACCGAUGUGCUCCUUGGGACUCUAAAGAAGAUCCGCAAGAAGCGCCCUGAACUUCGGAUAAUUGUUAGUAGCGCAACCCUCCAGGCAGAGGAUUUCCUUCGUUUCUUUGCCGGCGAGGAGUACCAGCCUGAGGCAGAGCCGGAGGAUUUGGGUGGAAGUGUUGGUCGGAUCAUCAGCCUGGAAGGACGAAUGUAUCCAGUCGACAUGUUGUUCCUUGAUUCUCCGGCAGAAGAUUACAUAGAGCGAGCAGUCAAGACCGUCUUUGAUAUCCAUACCCAAGAACCAGAAGGCGACGUACUUCUCUUUUUGACUGGCCGGGAAGAGAUCGACACAGCGAUCCAGUUGAUAUCUGAAAGAGCGGCAACUCUCCAUCCAAAGGCGCCCUCUCUGCUUCCGCUACCACUGUAUGCUGGACUCACCACGGAACAGCAAAUGUACGUCUUCGAGCCGACCCCAGAAAACACCCGAAAGGUCAUCGUCUCGACCAACAUUGCCGAGGCCUCGGUCACAAUCGACGGGAUUGUAUAUGUGAUCGAUUCCGGCUUCGCCAAGCUCAGGGCAUACAAUCCCAAUACUGGGAUUGAUACAUUGACUGCAGUGCCAAUAUCAAAAGCAUCCGCCACCCAGCGAGCUGGCCGCGCUGGAAGAACGAAGCCAGGGAAAUGUUUCCGUCUGUACACGCAACAAGCAUUCGAGCAGAUGCCCGAAGCAACGGUACCUGAAAUCCAGCGGUCAAAUCUCGCACCGGUCAUUAUGCAGCUUAAAGCACUGGGAAUCGACAACAUUGUCCGGUUCGACUUCUUGACACCUCCGCCGGCAGAACUCAUCAUUCGUGCACUGGAGCUCUUGUCGUCUCUCGGUGCGGUUGACGACUAUGCCAAACUGACGAAACCGCUUGGAAUGCGGAUGGCAGAAAUCGCUCUGGAUCCUAUGAUGGCCAAAGUCCUUCUCGUCGCGCCAUCUUUCAACUGUCUAAGUGAAAUCCUCACAAUUGCGGCCAUGGUCAACCUCCAGGGACGAAGAUCUGCCGAGAGCCACCGACGAAAGUUCGCCGUUGAAGAGGGCGAUCAUUUGACGUACUUGAACGUGUACCAGGCCUUUGUCACCAAAGGGAAAAAAGACUCAAAAUGGUGUCGCGAUAACCUCUUGAAUUAUCGAGCCUUGCUUCGCGCAGUGAGCAUCCGAGGCCAGUUAAAACGGUACCUAGAACGCUUUGGCAUUCAAGUCGACGAGACACUUUCAUCCCGUCAUGGCGCAGCCGAUUUGAGCAAGCAGCCGGAGCAGAUUCGGCGAUGUCUUACAACAGGCUAUUUUGCUCACGCGGCAAAGAUGCAGCCGGAUGGAACUUUUAAGACUGUCAGCGGUGGUCUGACUCUUCAUGCUCACCCUACUUCGUUGAUGUUUAACAGAAAAGCCGAUUGGGUCAUAUUCCAUGAAAUCAUGCAAGCGGGUGAAAAGACUUAUAUCCGCGAUGUCACUAAGAUCGAGAAGAGCUAUCUGCUGGAGUAUGCUCCGGAUUAUUACCGAGUGAGGCAGUAA
This is a messenger RNA of Penicillium mononematosum, 1992 nucleotides long. RefSeq names its product putative ATP dependent RNA helicase. Gene Ontology annotation, cellular component: catalytic step 2 spliceosome; intracellular anatomical structure. Gene Ontology annotation, molecular function: RNA binding; ATP binding. The record is from RefSeq and is a predicted model, not a curated record. Bases 1 to 1992 code for a protein of 663 amino acids. The transcript is spliced from 4 exons. NCBI's taxonomy places the organism in Eukaryota, Fungi, Ascomycota, Eurotiomycetes, Eurotiales, Aspergillaceae.